Xylona heveae TC161 is the source of this 2724-nucleotide messenger RNA. RefSeq lists its product as hypothetical. Gene Ontology annotation, cellular component: nucleus. The coding region runs from base 491 to 2563 and encodes 690 amino acids. The transcript has 3 exons. NCBI's taxonomy places the organism in Eukaryota, Fungi, Ascomycota, Xylonomycetes, Xylonales, Xylonaceae. The record is from RefSeq and is a predicted model, not a curated record. Gene Ontology annotation, molecular function: chromatin DNA binding.
CAAAUUCCCUUUGGCGCUCGCUCUUUGGGACUUGCUUGGUUUCUCGUCUCGUGGCUCGUCCGCAAAGAAUAGCCUCCCUCGCUUGUUAAACCACACGGCGCGCGAACCGCCAGCAACCCCCUCCCUUCUCAUCCUCCGAACCAGACGAACGGCUGGGGCGAAGCGUACGACAUCGCCGUCAUCCGCGUCUUUGCGUCACGUUGUGAUUCUUGAUGAGCGCCUUUGCUAGUUCGACCCAAUCGCACGGUCUUGCUGUAUAGAUUCCAGGCUCUGCACUCGAGCCGAUCGCACAUCUCUUGACUCCGACUUGCGAGCGGGUUGACCGUCGCGUCUAGCUGUUUAGCUCUCUCGGCUCACCCUGCAUGCGACGUAUCGUGCCGUGGCUCGACCAAGCAGUCCUACGUCGCAUGCGUAACAAUCAACUAUCAAACUAUCUCAUCUUCAACAGCUCAUCUUGCGACCUGUUCGCCAGACGGCUUGUUGAUCAACCAUGUAUUCGGCAUCUCAUCCUGUGCCGGCGUCGAUGAACGGCAUGGGCGGCGAUAUCAUUGAUGGUUCAGGCACAAUCAACCCUGCAGCUUUGAAUACAGUCUUACCGACGCCGACCUCUGUCAGCGCACCUGAAACAAGCCCUCGUGGUGUAAAACGAAGCCGCUCGCCUGAAUAUUAUGGGGAGUUGGCGAUGGGUCGACAGGGUGGAGUUGAGGAUGAUGAUGAUGAUGACGAUCAGAAGCCGCGAAAGCGCGGAAGACCACCCAAGACGAAACUUGGGGGAGUGUCCGAGAGUCCGCUAUCGACAUCACCACAAGGACCCCAGCAGGCCCUACCUUCGCAAAUCCAGACGCCUAAGCUCCAGUCGCAAGGUUUACCGCAUACGUCAGGCACGCCUACGCAAGCUUCACCCCCCAAGUCUACGCCCACAAAGACCGUGGUAAAGGCAUUGCCCACGGUUCGAGAUCAUACAACCGAUCAGCUCAAUCCAGAACGAGAUGAAUACAUUCCUCGCGAGUACGAUGAGGCGGGUGAGAAAAAGGUCACCCAGACAGGGCAUCUUCUCGAUGGCCGAGAAUAUCGAUGCCGAACCUUUUACGUACCGAACAGAGGCGAUAAGCUGUUCAUGUUAGCCACCGAAUGCGCAAGGGUUCUGGGUUACCGUGAUUCUUAUCUUCUUUUCAAUAAAAACCGCUCCCUCUACAAGAUUAUUGCGACACAGGCCGAGAAAGACGACUUGAUUCAGCAAGAGAUUCUGCCAUACUCGUAUCGAUCUCGGCAAAUUGCUAUAGUCACGGCCAAAUCAAUGUUUCGUCAAUUCGGCAGUCGAGUCAUUGUCAACGGGCGCCGAGUACGGGAUGAUUACUGGGAGAGCAAAGCUAGAAAGCAAGGUUUCACAGAGGAGGACCUGGCUGGAGAAAAACGACCGGGCGCUGCAAAAGCGCGUGAAAAUGCUGCUGCCGAGGCAGAGCGCGCUCUGGCAGGCUCUACUUUGGGCCAUCAUGGUGAGAUUGUGUAUAGCAAUGGUCCUGGCCAUCUCGAGGGUCACCCGCAGUCUCAGACUUUACAAGCAGGUCUAGGUGCUGGUGCCUCUCUUGCGCCUCUCCCAAUGAUUCAUCUAGCUCCUGCAGAUGAUAUACAUCUCCGGGACUAUGGAAACGUGCCACGUCCAAGGCAAGAAAUGUCCGGUCCACCUUACCUGGAUCGUUCUCAACCAAGUGGUAGUGCCGAAAUUCUAAACCAGGCUUCGCAUGCUGCCGACUUCAACAAGAUGCUUGGUCAACAGCGUAAUCAUCGUACCAAAUAUCUUGAAGAUUUUUGGAAGCAACCACGGGAGAUGCCAGCCCCUGCCAAUCCAUCGCAGCAACAGCAGCAGCAACAGCAGCAGCAACAGACGGCGCAAGCUCCACCGCAAGCUGUCGGCCAAGUAGAUACCGCCUCAACCGUUGGCCAGGCGCUUCAUUCUCCGCAAGUCUCCUCUAACCCCAUGAUGGGCGCCGCGCAACAGCCUAUGAUGCCAUCUCAACAACGCGGGACUCCACAGAUGAUUGCUUCACAGGCAUUUCCACAGCAGCAGGCUCAGCAUCAACAGAGUCCGUUAGCACAAUCUCCAGGGAGAGCAAUGGCUCAGUCUAUUCGUCCUGAUCAGAUUCAUCAUCGCUCUUCGGGUCUUUCGCUUGGUCCCACCGGCCACAAUCAAAAUACAGCAUAUGGCUUUUCCCAGCAGACACCCAUGUGGCCACCACCGCAACCUCAACAAUCCCCGCUUGGCGGCCAUGGAAUGCCACAAUUUAACCCUCAACUGCAGUCUCAUUCACCGCACGCGCAACAAUCGCCCCAUCAUGCCCCUCCGCAACUUCAUCAGCAGAGCUCAGGCUCGCUGCCCAGCAACUCGCUCAAUUACCCUGGUGUGGCACCUGGAGGAUACGCGACUGCUCAGCGAGGCUCAUUCAAUCCCAGCCAGAAUCCGCAGCAUUUUAUGCAGCAGACGUCAGCUGCGCAGCAAGCGAAUCCCGGAUGGGCUCCUUCAGCCCCGGGAUCUCAUGGGCAACAACCCUGGCCGGGCUACUGAAGCAUCUCCGAGAUUCGGGUCUAAAUGGUUGUCAUCCGAAAGCUUUCUUGAAUCUUAUACGUCAAGCUCGCAACCUUGGAAAUGUUUGCUGUUAAAGACCCGGUCUUCGAAGCUCUAUUUUUCUAAUUACCUCCCCUCCCGUGUCCUUCUUGAUUUCCGGC